Diceros bicornis minor is the source of this 4822-nucleotide messenger RNA. It is a transcript of the gene GNA13, whose product is annotated as G protein subunit alpha 13. Gene Ontology annotation, cellular component: heterotrimeric G-protein complex; brush border membrane. The record is from RefSeq and is a predicted model, not a curated record. The transcript is spliced from 4 exons. Gene Ontology annotation, molecular function: guanyl nucleotide binding; G-protein beta/gamma-subunit complex binding; GTPase activity. The coding region runs from base 145 to 1278 and encodes 377 amino acids. NCBI's taxonomy places the organism in Eukaryota, Metazoa, Chordata, Mammalia, Perissodactyla, Rhinocerotidae. Gene Ontology annotation, biological process: adenylate cyclase-activating G protein-coupled receptor signaling pathway; Rho protein signal transduction.
UCGCUCGUUCCCUCCCUCCCCCGGCGCGCUCGGGCCGCCGCAGCGCUCCCCGCCCUCGAGCCGCGGAGCCGGAGCCGCCCGCCGCCCGAGGAGGAGGUGGAGGGAGCCGGAGGGGCCCGCCGAGGCGGCGGCGGCGGCGGCAAGAUGGCGGACUUCCUGCCGUCGCGGUCCGUGCUGUCCGUGUGCUUCCCCGGCUGCGUGCUGACGAGCGGCGAGGCCGAGCAGCAGCGCAAGUCCAAGGAGAUCGACAAAUGCCUGUCCCGGGAGAAGACCUACGUGAAGCGACUGGUGAAGAUCCUGCUACUGGGCGCGGGCGAGAGCGGCAAGUCCACCUUCCUGAAGCAGAUGCGGAUCAUCCACGGGCAGGACUUCGACCAGCGUGCGCGCGAGGAGUUCCGCCCCACCAUCUACAGCAACGUGAUCAAAGGUAUGAGGGUGCUGGUAGAUGCUCGAGAGAAGCUUCACAUUCCUUGGGGAGAUAACUCAAACCAGCUCAAUGGAGAUGUGAUGAUGGCAUUUGACACGCGGUCCCCCAUGGCGGCCCAGGGCAUGGUGGAAACCCGGGUUUUUCUACAGUACCUUCCUGCUAUAAGAGCCUUAUGGGCCGACAGUGGCAUACAGAAUGCCUAUGACCGGCGUCGAGAAUUUCAGCUGGGUGAAUCUGUAAAAUAUUUCCUGGAUAACUUGCAUAAACUUGGAGAACCAGAUUACAUUCCAUCACAACAAGAUAUUCUGCUUGCCAGAAGACCCACCAAAGGCAUUCAUGAGUAUGACUUUGAAAUUAAAAAUGUUCCUUUCAAAAUGGUUGAUGUAGGUGGUCAAAGAUCAGAAAGAAAACGUUGGUUUGAAUGCUUCGACAGCGUGACGUCGAUACUUUUCCUUGUCUCCUCAAGUGAAUUUGACCAGGUGCUUAUGGAAGAUCGACUGACCAAUCGCCUGACAGAGUCUCUGAACAUUUUUGAAACAAUCGUCAAUAACCGGGUUUUCAGCAAUGUCUCCAUAAUUCUUUUCUUAAACAAGACAGAUUUGCUUGAGGAGAAAGUGCAAAUUGUGAGCAUCAAAGACUAUUUCGUAGAUUUUGAAGGGGAUCCCCACUGCUUAAGAGACGUCCAAAAAUUCCUGGUGGAAUGUUUCCGUAACAAACGCCGGGACCAGCAGCAGAAGCCCUUGUACCACCACUUCACCACCGCUAUCAACACGGAGAACAUCCGCCUUGUUUUCCGUGACGUGAAGGAUACUAUUCUUCAUGACAACCUCAAGCAGCUGAUGCUACAGUGAUGUACAGAAGACUUGCUGUUUUAAUAUCUUUGUCUUUUUGAUUGUUUUCUAUUUGUUUCGUUUUGUUUUUUAAAAUAGCAGUUUAUAACAGGAAUUAGAAAAAUCUUGAUUCUGUCUUUAACUUCUUGGAAAUUUUAGUCCUUCUUCUUCAGACUUGGGUUUGUGGCUGAAAGCUGCUGAAUGACACAUCGCCAGUAUCUGCUGAAGUUCAGGCUUUGAUCUGUUCCACUGUGGCUUCCAUUCCAGUUGAGUUGUAAUUUCCUGCCGGAACUCAAACUAGGUAUAUUUCAGGCUAAGUUCUUCCCCUUUUCAAACUGACUUCUCCUGUAGUGCCAAGUAUAGAAGGUGUCCUUAAAUAUUUGUAGGUAUGAGCUUAAGAAUAUUCAGUUCUAGAACAAGUAAGAUAGCUCUUGUCUGCCCUACACAGCAGUGACACUUGUGCUGCUUUAUGGUGACCUAUUUUGAAAGGGCUGUUGGAAAAAAAGUUUGAUGUAGCGGAUGGCAUUCUGUAGAUUUACACAGGUUUAGCCUUCGUAUUUUUUUAAUUGCUUAUAAAUACAACAAUUGUUUUGUUUUAAAAUUUCUGUGGUUUCUGAAGGUAAUGUUCUUAGUGUUUUAAAGUUUACAUAAGGAUUUCUGGUCUGAUGCUAAUGAAAGUUCACAAAUGGUACGGGAAGAGCAGAAGGCAAGCCAAUGCCGUAUAUAGUUAUGAUCAAAAGGAAUGAGUGAAAUAUAAUUUGCCCUUUGCAUAUUUAAAAUUACAAACAACUUGAUAACAGAACUUUCUAAAUAAACAUACCCUUUCCAGAAUGUUAUGUGUUUUACUCUCAGACUUUUAAAUCCUGUCUCAGAUGAUUUUGGUCCUCACUGUAGGAAAUCAUUGUUGCACCAUCACAACCAUCUUCUUUUUGCUCUCCUGUCUGUUCCCAUCAACUCCAGACUGUGGCAUUUAUGGGACUUUUCUUGUUUAUUUGGAGCUUGCCAAGGGUGGUAUUUUCCUGUCCGACUAUUAAAGAAGGCAUUAUUUGAGAUUCCUGUUCAUUUUUGGUGUGUCUCUAAAAGAUACAGUAUGUACAUUUUUGUGUCAUUAUUGUUUAUGAAAUUCCAGCUUUAUGGAGGUAUAUUUUGAAUGUUUUGAGGAUACUUCUAAGAAAAUGAGUAGUAAUUUUUUUAGUUCACACCAAAAGAUGACUACAUUUGACCUCCCCCCACCUCUUACCAAAUUAAAACGGGCCUGUGAAGUAGCUUUGUGAUUACAGAUACAGUGAUAGUGAACUCAUCAGAAUGGCUGGUUUGCAGUCCUAAAAAUACUGCUUUGUAGGUUAGGUGUAGUGUUAGAAUUGGAUUAGAGAAACAGAUGCACAAGGCUGGUGACAGUUUGGAAAAUCUGACAAGUUUUGUCUUUUUCCUGAAAAUUGUGAUUGACUGUGAUAUCUGUCACUUUACUGUAUAACUGACUGUGUUCUCAGGAAUUUUAUUGGCUAGAAAGUCCUUGAAAGAUUGGUCAACAUUAUGGAUCACCAGCCUUUCCAAGACAAUGGCUCUUGGUCUGUCUUGCUGUCUACUGUGAGAGUAGGGCUUUUCAGAAAGUGAGCUAACCAGGGAUUGUUCCUAAUGUACCUGACUUUUCUUGCAUUUGAAGUUCCACCAUCAUUAUAUCUGUGGUAACCUCCAGUGGCGUCAUGCCUUCGUAAUACAUGAGCGCUACAGACAUGUAGCCCCACAUCGUAAUGCAAGUGUUCAUAGUAUAGUUCAGGUAUGUUUGAGUAUGUUUGAGUAGUUCUACGUCUAGUGCUUCUUGCCAGAAAGAAUACGUUGUUUAAAUUCACAGAGUUAGAAAAAUUUCAGUGCUAGUGACUAUCUGAAAAUGUGCACAGUAACAUUUAGACUUUUUGGUGGAGACUGUGUAAAUUUAGCAAAUAGUUUUAUUGAAUGGCCAAAACAUUAUUUAACUCCAGUGAAGGUUAAAGUAAGUUCCCUGUAUAAAGAGGAAGCUUAGUCUUAUUUAAGUUAUAUUUAAGAUCUGUGAUAUGAACCAUAAAUAUUGCCUGACAAAGCAGAAAUCACAAAGUUUCCUUAUUUUGACUACUACCAAGAAAUGUUAAAACACCAAAUAGAUACAGUAUUAUUUUGGGCGUUUGCAAUUUUCUUUUCUGAUGUGUGUGAUGUCUCAGAGUCAACAUUCUUUUAAGAUUUAGGGUAUAUUUUGAGGUAAUAAAUUACUUAUAUUUAAUGGCAGGCUUGUUUAGACACUCAGUGAAACUAUAAGGUUCAAUCUGAAGGCUUUAGUUCAUGUUUUUUAUAUACUGUAUUUUUAAACCAUUUGCAGGAGUCUUACACGUAUCUCAUGAAAACUGGAUCCUUUUGAAAUACCACUAUAUGAAGAGGGAGAUGAAAUUUAGUGAGCAAAAUUGAAAAUGUGUGCAUAGUUUCCACUAUGCCAAUUUCCCCUAUCUCUAAAAAAGUAUAUUUAAUAAUAAGUUCUUUGGUGUGCUUGAUUUUUUAGGUCUUCAUGGUUGUGAUUUGGAAUAAAAUGUGCCUGAUUCUCUUUUUACAUUCUGUUCUUAAAUCUGAAUGUCUUCUCAUUUGAUUCUUGAGAAAUGUCAUACAAGUGUCUUCAUUGACCUUGAAGAUAUUUGUAAUAUAUAGAGUUGCCUUAUAAAUCAAAGAACACCACAUAUUUGGGCCUUGAUUUUAAUAGGGAAAAGUUUUUGUCAAAUGUUUUCUGAAGAUCCAAAUAAUUUAAGGCGUGCCUCUGCCACCUUAAAUGUUAUGUUUAAUAACCUAAUCGUUGUCUUCUGCCAAAUAUUGUAUUAAAUUGAAAUCUCCAUUCCAAUUUUACUGUCUGGAAAGGGCACUUGAUAGCUGGAGAGUAACCACAACUGGAGAAGGCAGUGUGGAGUGAAAAAGAUCAUUUGUUUCUGUUUUGUUUUCUUUGAAGUUGCAUUGGCGUCUAUCUUACAUAGUGAAGAUCUGCUGGUUAAUCUCUCAAGUGAGGUUGUUUAGGGAAAUCCUUGCUCGGUUGGUGGCAGUGGUUGGUUUAAAGUAAAAGGAAGUACGGUUAUCUUCAUACCAGAAAUAAUUAGAAGUAUUGAUUUAGAUUCAACAGAAAUCAUAUGCCCUAUAAUUUUUUGUAAGAGUGAAUAAAUUAAUCUUAACUUCCAGUGUAUACCCAAAUACUUGUGUUUAUGCUUUUGAUAAAAUGUAUUUUCAGCAUUAGUACACAUAUCCGGUUAUGCCUUAUUUAUAUGAAGAAUAAAGUUACCAAGUUAUGUUCUGUUAUGAUCUGAAACUCAAAUCACUAGUUGAGAAGCCCUCAAAUGGGUGCUUUGAUUAUAUAAUGAUACAUUUAGACAAAACCCCAAACCAAGCCAUUUGAAACAAGAUUCUCUCCAUUGCAAUUUGUAGCAAUGUUAUUUCUGUAUAUGUAAUGAGAAGGCUAAAUAUCAGUGUGAACUCUUAACUUUUUGUUUGAAUCCAUGAAAUCAUGCCUGUAAAGCUCAAACGUUUGUAACAAACUCCCUAAUAAAUCUAGAGGAAGUCA